AUGUCGCUUAUCAACCUCCGCCUGCUCACUGCCGGUCGGAAGGCGACGCUAGGUGUGGUUGGGUCCUCAUCACGCUCAUUCUCCCGCGGCUCGAAUACCUGUCUGAGUGAUGCCGAUCCGUUUGGUUUCGAUCGGUCGCAAUCAUCGCAAUCGCUCAAAUUUCGCAAGCCUGAUACAUCUCCUCAGCAACCGACUACGCAAGAGAUCCAGCCCUCGGACCCGAAGCGGACAACCGAUCGAUCGUCGUCCCUCUUGGGUGGAGAUAUCUUCCGUCGAAUGGCAGAAAACCGUCAAAGUCAGCUACAGGACUUGAGAAGGUCGGACGAUAGGAUGAAGAUUAAUCGGGAGGAAAAAGCCAGUUUGGAUCAACUAUGGAAGAGCGCUUCUCAGCUGAAGAUCCAGAGCCAUUUCGGACCAUUGACUCCGGCCAGCUCCCGAGUGAUCCGAACCGUCCGGAUUCCACCCACCUCGUUCCUCAACCGUCCCGUGCUGGCCUCAGACGUCGAACGCUCUUACAAGAAACUUUCCAGUUGGUUGAAUGCCGCCGGAUUGAGGAAAGAAAUCUACCUCAACAAACGCUACGAGAAACCUUUCCUCAAGCGUCGACGACUGAGGAGUGAGCGUCACCGUAGAAGAUUUGCGAUCGAGGUCCAACGAAGAGUUCAAAUUAUUAACGUAAUGAGGAUGAAAGGAAUGUAA
Puccinia graminis f. sp. tritici CRL 75-36-700-3 is the source of this 699-nucleotide messenger RNA. RefSeq lists its product as uncharacterized. The transcript has a single exon. Gene Ontology annotation, biological process: translation. Gene Ontology annotation, cellular component: ribosome. Gene Ontology annotation, molecular function: structural constituent of ribosome. The record is from RefSeq and is a predicted model, not a curated record. Bases 1 to 699 code for a protein of 232 amino acids. Lineage: Eukaryota; Fungi; Basidiomycota; Pucciniomycetes; Pucciniales; Pucciniaceae.